AUUUAGCCGUGAAGACGCAGAACGCCUUUCUUUAAAUUGAAGAGAACAGGAUAACUAAACCUCAUGAUCUGCUCUUGUUGCAUCUCUGCUGCUUGUGGGUGUAGAGAAGGGUAUGAUGAGGCGUGAAUGACUCGGACUGGCUGACUGUCUGACUGACUCUUGCUCACUGCAUUGCAUAACUACUUUCACUUGCAGUCUUGACUUUCAACCUUGAACUCUUCUACUCCCUCCUUCCCUGCCCACCACAACUACACUUCUUUUCCUACAACACAACCACCAUCACCACCUUCCUGUCUACAGGACAGGGAGGCAGGCUAGCAAGAGAUACAACUCCUUGCGAUUUACUCUUGUAUCUCUACACCUCUACUGUUACUUGGCUGAUCUGCCCUCGCCUUCCCCGCAUUCUUUCUGUUCCUCACCAUCACCACCUCCGAUGUUGACCCCCGCCGAGCGCUACCAGCAGAUGGACCACCAUCCUUGGGUGAGCGAUUUCCACACGGACACCAAGAGCUCCAGCAUCGCAAUCAGCGAAUUCGAUCCCGAGGCCGACCCUGAGCGAUCCCAGGGAUUCCGUCGCAAAGACCACCAUCCACCGUCUUUGUGGAUGCGGGGACUGGGUCUUAUCGCCGGCUUGAUUGUUGCACCUCGCGAUAAACGGGCCGAGGCAGCUCGUCCUCUGCUUGGCUCGUCCUCCUCCGCCUCUUCUUCCUCCGCCACUCUUUAUCACAAUUCAUCCGUGCGACAAUUCCCCAAGCCCAGAUUGCUGCUUCGCUGUCUGCUUUACCCGAUCGCCGGUUUCUUGAUCAUGCUAGGCAUUGUGCAAUUUAUCUCCAUCGCCUGCGGCAUAGUUAUCGCAUUUUUCCCCAGCGAACUCGACCGUGCAACCGAGCGGUGGCAAUCGCACAGCACAACCCAGUCCAUCGACCUGUCCCACUGGCCCACCGAUGCCUCCCGUGACAUCAUCCCCGUGGCCUGCCACUCGCACAACGACUACUGGCGUCCCGUGCCGUUAUUCUCCGCCAUCCAGGCCGGCUGCAUCGGCGUCGAGGCCGAUGUCUGGCUGUUCGACGAGGAGCUCUACGUGGGCCACACCACCUCAGCGCUGACUCCCAAGCGCACCCUGCGCAGUCUGUACAUCGACCCCCUGCUCCGGGUCCUCGAACAGCAGAACCCGCUCACCGAGUUCCACCCCCACCGCCAACGCCCCCUCCAGGGCGUCUUCGACACCGACCCCGCCCAGACCCUGGUGCUGCUGAUCGACAUCAAGACCGACGGCCAGGACACCUGGAACCAAGUCGCCGCCCAGCUGAAUCCGCUGCGUGAGCGCGGCUACCUCACCUACUUCAACGGCACCGCCCUCAUCCCCGGCCCGCUCACCGUCGUCGGCACGGGCAACACCCCCUUCAGUCUCGUCACCGCCAAUACCACCUACCGGGACAUCUUCUUCGAUGCGCCGCUCAACCUACUCACCGAGAACGCAGCGGAGGGAGCCACGGACGCCGCUUCGCCAAGUGAGCAACAAUCGCACGACCAGCUCCCUCAAGACCUGGCCGCCGCCCCCGCGAUCACCGUCCGCGAUGACGAAACCGACAACCCGACCACGCCGGCGGAGAAUGUCGGUCAGGGCCUCUCAGGCGUCACGCCGCAGUCCGAGUCCUUCGACUGGACCAACAGCUACUACGCCUCGGUCUCCUUCAAGAAGUCCAUCGGCUCCCCGCGCGCCUUCCGGCUCUCGGAUCAGCAGAUCGACCGCAUCCGGGCGCAGAUCCGCGCCGCUCACCGCCGCGGCCUCAGGGUCCGGUACUGGGGCCUGCCGAGCUGGCCGCGCAGCCUCCGCAACCAUCUCUGGGCCGUCCUGGUGCAGGAGGGCGUCGAUAUCCUGAAUGUCGAUGAUCUGCAGAGCGCGACCCGGCAGGAUUGGAGGCCCAAGUUGUCCGAUCUGUGGAGCUAGUUAGUAGUCACAUACUAGGUAAACUUUUCUGUUUCCUUUGGAGAUGCAAGGGAAGGGUCUGAGCUAUGUGAAGAUGAAAUUCGAUAGAAGGCGUUUUUUUUAGGGGGGGUUAUUUUUUCUCGCGGCUUGGCGUGGCUUUCUUAUGAUGAGAUUUCUUAUGGUGAUACCCUUUAUCUUUUUGGCGAUGGGCCCAUUGAUUGUUUGUCUUGGGUUCUUUUACGUUGCGCUUUGUUUUAUGACUACGAGAUGCUACGCUGGUCUUGAUAUGGAUUGCUUCUUGACAGGCUCGGAUUUACCGCGACGCUAUUGUUCAUGCGUGGGCGGAGGCAUGUUGGUUUUUCGUUCUAGACUAGGUUGCUUUUGUGCUUCUUUUUGACCUCCUAGAAAGACAGAGACAAGAGAGAACAGAAUCUUCGAUAGAGGUAUCAGUCUUCA
Messenger RNA from Aspergillus aculeatinus CBS 121060, 2386 nucleotides. RefSeq lists its product as uncharacterized. The record is from RefSeq and is a predicted model, not a curated record. The transcript is spliced from 2 exons. Gene Ontology annotation, biological process: lipid metabolic process. Bases 434 to 1951 code for a protein of 505 amino acids. Lineage: Eukaryota; Fungi; Ascomycota; Eurotiomycetes; Eurotiales; Aspergillaceae. Gene Ontology annotation, molecular function: phosphoric diester hydrolase activity.